CCAACAAAAAACAAGAGAUUAGAGUGUUUCCGCGAGAGAGAAACCCUAGCCUCGCCGCCGCCCUCGUCUGCCGCCGUUGCCUCGCCGUCCGCUCGCCGCAUCUCCGCCGUAUGUAAGUUAACCCAACCCUACCAGUCAUCUCAUCACCGCAUUUCGAACUUCUUAACCAAAUCAUUCGAAACCUUGGCCGAUCAAGCCGUGCGAUCAGAGUUCUAGGUUUAGAAACUUUGAUUUAGGGUUUUGAUCCAUUCACCAUGCCGAGACAUAACGAUGAAGAAGCAGAUGUAUGUUUAAGAUGUGGAGAACUUGGACAUGACAUGAUCUUGUGCAAGUAUGACUACUCUCAGGAAGAUUUGAAGGAUAUCAAAUGCUAUGUCUGUAAAAGCUUAGGCCAUCUCUGUUGUAUCGAACCUUGUCAUUCACCGUCAUGGACUUUAUCUUGCUACAGAUGUGGUCAACUGGGUCAUACUGGACUGGCAUGUGGUAGACACUACGAUGAUUCUGUCAGUCCAUCAUGCUUUAAGUGUGCGGGAGAAGGGCAUUCUAAGUGUCACUGCCCUGAUUCUUCUAGCAUAGGCAGUAGGGAAGAAGGACAUUUCUCACGUGAAUGCCCGAAUCCUUCAUCGAGCAUAAGCGAGUCAAAGAGCAGAGUGUCUCGCCGUUUAUGCUACAAAUGUAAAGGAAGAGGACAUUAUGCUCGUGAAUGCCCCAUUUCUUCACUUGAUAAAUGGAAUAUAUAUGGCAUCUAAUAAGAAACUUCCACUUAUCAUUGCAGUGCAUCGACCAAAUUACUAAGCCAGUCAUUUUAUUGACUCUUUAAGUCUUUUUCCAGUUCCGACCACCAAAAAAAAGUCUUUUACCAGUUUAGAUAGUAUCAAUUUGUAUAUCUCUCUCUCAAUAAAUUUAGGGAUCCUACAUUCUGAAAUUGUUUAGGGAUCCUGCAUUCUGAAAUUGUUUAGGGAUCCUGCAUUCUGUAAUUGCAGUUUAAGCAAGGUGUGUGGAGUAGCAUCUGGAACAGCUCUUGGGUGGUUAUUUCUCUAAACUUUGUAGGCUGCUGUAGUUUUUCUUGUCUGUGUCGUCUUUCUUCAGUCUCUUUUCUUUUGUAAUGACCUUUGGAUGUUAAUAUAAAUCCAUCUGUUGACCAAAAAAAAGUAUUUUUGA
Molecule: messenger RNA, 1161 nt
Organism: Camelina sativa (false flax)
Lineage: Eukaryota; Viridiplantae; Streptophyta; Magnoliopsida; Brassicales; Brassicaceae
Source: RefSeq, a predicted model, not a curated record